This is a messenger RNA of Pocillopora meandrina, 13403 nucleotides long. The record is from the annotation of a GenBank genome assembly. Lineage: Eukaryota; Metazoa; Cnidaria; Anthozoa; Scleractinia; Pocilloporidae.
AUGGCGUCCUUACUAAGCUUUGGAACUUUCACAAACAUUGGAGAAAAAUCUUCCAAUAGUUCUGACAGCUGGCAAGAUGCGAACAGUGCAUUGUCAGAGCUUGAUAAAGGUAAUAAAUGCUACUUUGCAGACAAGCUUUAUUCCCAAUAUCCCAAAAUUUAUAAACCGUAACACCAGUCUGCAAGCUGUCGUAAGUCUCACUCAAGUGUCGACAACAGGGAUGAUUUUAUUUUCAUUUUAGGACUGCGAUCAAGUAAAGCUGGAGAACAGUGUGAGGCAAUAGUCAGAUUCCCUGGGUUAUUUGAGAAAUAUCCCUUCCCAAUUUUAAUCAAUUCUGCUCUGCUAAAGCUGGCUGAUGUCUUUCGUAUCGGGUAAAGAGAUUAUUUUUAUGUCAAUUAUGUGUAAUUUGAUCGAUGUUUCAUGUGAAAGAAAAGGGAAUUGAGCACAUCUGUUUCUUCGCAUUCUGCUAAAAAUCAAAUAAAAACGUAUAUUCCAUGCCUAUGUUUCUCCUUUUUUUCGCAGGAGUAAUUUUUUGCGGCUUUGCAUUCUGAAGGUUAUUCAACAAAGUGAAAAACACCUGGAUAAGAUUUUGAAUGUGGAUGAAUUCUUGAAGCGAAUUUACUCUGUUAUUCAUUCAAAUGAUCCAGUGGCAAGAGCCAUCACUGUCAGGUGAAUUGAAAAAGGAUUGUUUAUUCAUUGAACAGAUUAUAGGUUAUUAGUGGAAUGGGUUCUUCAGCUGCAUAUAGAGGCAACAAAAUGAUUUUUAUGAUCAUGUGACAUGAUCGUGCAAGUGAGAGUAGCCUUGUAAAUGAAUGUUGUUUGAGGUAAUUGGAGACACUUUUGAUAAACUCAGCAGAGGUCAUGGUCAGAGCCAUAAAAAAAAAUUCAUACUCUCAAAAUGACUUUUGAGGGCAUGAAGGUUUCAAUUCUCAUCCCAUGUCUGUUGAAAGUUGAUUCAGUGUAAUAAAGAAUAUUGUAUUGCAUUUGUUACUUAUUUCAACAUAUUGCUUCUUUAGAGUUCUUGGUAGUAUUGCUUGUAUCGUCUCUGAAAGAAAGAAUGUCCACCACAGGUAAACAAUGUUUGACUGUAAUACUUAGCAGUGUUUUCUCCACUUUAACCUUUUGAUCCCUAUGGGUGACUAGCUUCUAAAAUCUCUUUACAAUAUAUCCUCUGAAUCAAACAUGAAGGUCACGAGAAUAAAGGAAAUGAUCACCAACUGAAGAAGCUCUUGAUUGUUAAACAAAUUAUCCUUGUCAGCACCUUAGGAAAUAUACAGAGAGCAGUGUGGAGAAUAUUUGUACUGAUGUUGAGGUGUAAAGGGUUCGAUGAUUGAUUCUAAUAAGAACACUCAGGUUGAAGUUAACAUAAGUAGUGGAUUUAAUAGAGACAGUUUUUUUUUUUGUUCAAAUUGUUGAACUGAAUAUGAAAACCUCCUCUUUGUCACAUUGUAGCAUAAGAAGCAGCUUGGAAUCACAUGAUCAGGUGGAAUUAGAGGCUGCAAUUUUUGCAACAGACAGGCUUUGUGCACAGUCCAGGUGAUAAAUGUCUAUAGAGGUCAUAAAAAAUUAAGGAUUAGUCCUGACAACUCAAUUUAUGGUUGACAUGUAGCUGUAACAACUCAAUUCAUUUUGUGAAAAUCUUUGUCCAAGUCAUAUAGUACGGGUAAUUUUGCAGUGUCAAUUAGUUUUUGUGUUUUUGGUGAGAAAAUGAGUGGACUGUUUCACUGAGUGAGUAAAUUUGUUCUGCUCUUGGCAACCCUUGUUGAAGAUUAUGACUAAGGCCUUCUAAUGCUUUGUUAUCUUACAAUUACAUGUCUGACUCUUUCUCUUUUUUUUGUUACUGACAGAGAAUUUGCCUCUGGUCUCUACAACAAAAUAGCACAGCUUAUUGAAGGUAAGUUGAGAGUGUGUUUGUACAGAUGCUUGACAAUAUUAUGUACUUGUGAGGGCCAUAAUGCACUUAUUUACUUUAUUGUUUUCCUGUUAGGGUUGUAAUGUGGUUAUUGACAUUAUUAUUUCUCUUUUAGGACUGAAUACUCCUGUGGAGAUGAAGCUGAAGUUAAUAUCUAUUUUCAGACAUAUGCAUUAUGACUUACAGCUGACUGCAAAGGUAAACUGAAAUUUAACUGAAAUAUCAGAUAUCAUCUCUUAUUUCCUAGCAAAAAUUCUCUUGGUUAAUGGUGUUUGAAGCAUGAUCACAGUGACAUCACAUUUAAGCACUGUGGCAAUAAAUAGUUUUUAUGUACUGCUUAUCAAAUAUGGUUUGAAAAAAUACUCAUCUGUGUAAUACAGGACUAAACCCUUUCACCCCUAAGAGUGACCAGCAUCUAAUUUCUCUCACAAAAUCACUUCUGAAUCUGACUUUGAGGUCAUGAGAAUAACAGAAACGACCAAGAACUAAAGAAUCUCUUAACUGUUACUCAAAUUCUUCCUUGUCAGCAACUUAGGAAAUUUUUAAAGAACAGUACAAAGAAUAUGCAACAUGAUGUUAGGGUGUAAAGGACUCAAAAGAUUGAUUUUUUUUUGUGGUCUUCUUCUCUACAGGUCCAUGAAUUAUGUUCCUCUCUUCUUGCUUCUCAUCCCACAUGCCAGUUUGUUGUUGUCACCUUACACACCUUAUCUUGUCUUGCUGUAUCAUCAGUGAUUGACAUCCCUAAACAGGUAAGACUGGCUUGUUACUUAACCUGGUCGAAUCACUGAACCGAUGAACACAUGACUUCUCCAUGCCUAGUCAAUACACUAUUCAGGGAACUCUUCUUGAGAGUAUAAAAACCAAUCAGGGGAAGCAUAUCAUCUCAAUGUAAAAUACUCUGACUUUUCAUAAAAUACAAGGAAAAUGUAGCAGCUAGAGGAAACAAUUUAAAGUUCAUAGAAUUUUUGAGCUUUUUUUGGUUAACAAAGUUUUAUCCAUUUUUAUCUCUGUUGAAAUGAUGAGAAAAGAAGCCAAGUUCUAAAGACUGAAACGAAUAAGUAUAUGAAGUUCUUAAAAAUUAUCUUGCAGACUGAGUUGUUACUGAAGUACCUAACACAAGAUCCUAGAAAAGUAGUUAAGAACCACACCCUUUCAGAUUUAAGGAUGCUAGCCAAGGGGGCACCACACAUGUGGAGAAUCCAGGACAUCGAGGUACUGUGAUACCUAAGAUCUCAAAUCCUUCACUUUGUUUUGACAAGAAACUAAAAUUUGAAGUUGUCAGCUUUAUAGUAAUUUGCUAAGUCGAAUGGUUAUGUUAAAUUGAAGUGUCAACUUCACUGCAAUAAUCCUGUCACUCUUUCAUGUGCAUGCCAUCAUAGCAGUCAACAGUCUCCAUUAGAAAACAAUUACUUUUAUUAAUUUAUCUUUAAAUUUUAGGCUACUUACUGUGAUGUUUGAUUGCUUUAAAGUCAAGAUGAAUUUCAACUGAACAUACGUGAAACAGUUACAGUAGCAAGACCAAAAAAACUAAAAAAAAAAUUGAAAAAUGACCAUACUAGUAGUUUUCUGUGAGACAAGCCAAAGUCAAGGAUUUCAUUUCUAAAUCUUCAUUCAAUCCAUUUGUUAACAUUUUUUUCUUGUUCUAUCCAGGCUCUCUCUGAAUUUAUUUUGAGUAGCUGUUAUGAUAACCUUACAUUUUCUGCAUUGAGGACAAUGGUAACUCUAUCAAGAUCAGAGGCUGUAGAUCUGCUCAAGAGUGAAAAAGGUAAAUUUGGUGACUUUAACCCUCUCACUCUUAAGAUCUGAUUGUCAAUUCUCCCCACUAGUGGCUACAAAUUCACUUGUAAAUUAGUUAGGACAAUUUGGUGUUAAAUCAAAAUAACAACUUCUACCUGAUAAGUUCAAGUAUUAUCAUUACCUGUUUGUUUGAUAUUAUAAAGUAAUUUCCAACAUUUGAGUGACAUGGGAACGAAUUAGUCAGAAGUUAAUAUUCUGAUGGCACUUUGAGGAAGAAUACAUUUCCACUCAUUUUUUGGUCACAUCUAAGGAGUGGUUUUUAAGUGGUUUUUCGAAUCUGGUGUAGCACAAGUUCUUUUUGUAGAACCACUAGUUUCAGGGUGCACAUGUUAAGGCUGUAUCAGGAUGUGUAUACUGGAAGACUGACUGACUCAUCUUAACUAACUUUCGUGUAGUCAGAAUUGGAUGUCAUAAAGAGAAAUUACAUGUUUAUUACUUCUGGGAGUUAAAGGGUUAAUAUUUUAUUUAAGCUUUGAUUUUAAUAAUUCAGCAAUACUUUAGAUUAGAGAAUAAAGGAAAUGAUCACCAAUUUAAAGAAGUUCUUGAUUGUUAAACAAAUUCUCCUUGUCAGCACCUUAGGAAACGUACAGAGAACAUUAUGGAGAAUUUGGAUACUGAUGUUAGGAUGUAAAGGGUUGAAGUGCUAUGUUGAUGAAAAUUUUUCUUUUCUCUGUUCCUGACUUUUCAGUCCUUGAAAUCUGCCAGAAAGAAACAAAUUCCUAUAACUCUACUAUAGCAGCCUUAGCAUCAGAACUCCUUGUCAACAUUGCUGUGGCAGGAAUUAAGUCUGGUUUGUUUUAGAACUUUUUUCCUUUUUGUUCUAUCUAACUCAUGUUUGCAUAUAACAAGAGGGUGUUUUUACAUUUGGUAGAUCAUUUGGAGAUGGAAUUGGUAUAAAACCAGAAUUUUUCUUAUCUCUAGCUUAGGAUAAUUUUCAUUUAUGUGCUAUUAAAAAGUUUGGGACAAGUUUUUUGGAGAUAUCUCUGUGACAAAUCUCUUCUUUUGUACAGCAUCUACCAUUUUCUUACGGUGAUCAUUAAUACAGACUCAAACUGAUUUAAAAUUGUUUGAAAAGCCUCCUUUUUGAAGAGCUAACAAAGCAUGUAUGUAUAUGCAAUUUGUUUUGUCGCAAAAUUCUUUCACAAGGAGAAAGUUUCCCACAAAAUCAUUCCAUGUCACACAAAAGAAAUCAUUGAAAAGGGGUCACAACAUGUUCCUGUGUUGUCCAUUGUGGACUGCUGAGCUUGGGAUCCAGUGGUUAUCUGAGGUCAAGAAUGUGCAGAGUUUAUUCCAGUCUUAGACAAAAUACAGUUUUGCAAUUUGAUUUAAUUCUUCCAUACUCUGUAGAUAAAGAGGACAGCAGCCUUUGUGAACAAGCAGCUGUUGCAUUGGAGAGUGGUGCUGUUGUCUGUUGUGUAAACAAUCAACUUCAGCCAUUGAAGGUAUUCCUUGAUGAACCUUUGAAGAAAAAUAUGCAAGAACGGAUGUACAAUAAUCACAAAUGAUGUACUUUUUAUCUUUUUCUGUACAGGUUUGUUUGUCAUCAAUGAAUUGUUUGGUGAAUAGUUCCCCUGAGGUGGCUCCCAUCCUGGUUGAAACUGUGUCCAGCUUGCUUCCAACUUCAUCUGGUUAGUGUUCAAUUUCUUUGCAUUAUUUCCCCAAUUCUUUACACAAAAAUGAAAGAGCUAGUGUUAGAGUGAAAUCUUGCAGAUCAUCAAACCCUUAUAAUAUAUAGCCCUAUCAUCCUGGUUAGGUGUCUGCUGACAUGUAGCCUACAGUUGGUAAUCUGUCUGUGAUCUGUUGGUCAGUUGUUGGCAAUAGUACUGUAAUAUUGCCUUAUUUAUUGUAGUGCCCCAAACCUGAGGGGACAUAACUACUGCUUUCAGUUGCAAUACAUUGUUCUGCUGAAAGGUUGUAGGAAAGCAAAACCUUUAAAAGCUUAUCUUGACCCAAUACUAGAUUCUCCUUGCUGAUUUCAAGAAAUGAGUAUGAAUUAGUGGGGAGAAUUUCAAAUCAGAUAUUGGGAGUUCUUUUUUCUUGUUUUGGUGGUGAAGAGAAGAAUUCUAAAUCUCUGUCAUUUUGUUCCUCUUUUCAGGUCCAAUAGCACUUGAGCUGUGUCAUGUGAUGGUCACUAUGGCAACACAGAUUCCAUCUUUACUUGCACCUUUAAGAAGUGAAAUUGUCUCACACUUUGCCAAAGUAGUAGUAAUUGCAGAUGAUGACCGCAAGGAAUCAAAAGAUUUAGUGGUAUGUGUUUUUUGAGAGACUUGCUGUUUGUCUGAAGACCUGUUUUUUUAAAUACUAAGAGUUUUUGUAUCUUCUCUGCACCAUAGGUUGGUAUGGCAACAUUGGUUUUACAGUCUUAUCAAAGUGUUUCACACAAUGAGGAUGAAGAUUCAGUGGCAAACUUGGAAAAGAUGUUGCUGGAAAACCUGGGAAAGUUAACAACAACAUCAAGAUACUGGACCAUGUUCAGAGUUGGCAAACAGGCUACAAGACUGGUUAGUUAGUCUUUGUACUGUAACACUGUUUGGUCCAUUUUAUGUACCAAUGCCUUUUUUAUCUGUAUAGGAAUGCCAGCUCUAGAGCUCUAGAUUAGCAAGUUCAUAUUCAAUUCCUGCCCAUGGGAAAUCAAUUUGUGCUCUGGAUUAAGAUGGUUAACCAAUGUAAAUUGGCCACUACAAAGAGUGUCUAAGCUUACAUUUCAAGUGUUCACCCCUCAUCAGAUCAAAUGAAAGUUGCUUUCAAAGUUUGCUCUGAUGAAGGGCUAAUGCCUGAAACAUCAGCUUCGAAACUAUUUACGAUGGCCAAUUUAUUUUAUCAACUCAGUUGAUAAUACUAAAUUACCCUGUUAUACUCUCCCACUAAUGCAGCACCACAGUUUCUUUAGAAACUUACCCCCUUUAUUCAAGGCAUGUUUCAUUAAAUAGCUAUCAUUUAGCUUAAUAGGUGUUCAAACAAUAUGGAUUGCUGAGAUAAUACACCAAAACUAGCCAAUCAAAACUGAGAACUGAGAUUGUAGUCUCAAAGCUACAAACAUCCCAAAUAAACUGACCAAUCAGAUUCCAUACAUCAGAUUAAAAACUUUUGACAGAUGAAUGACUUUCUACUUGACUCUGAUGCAGACGCUUACUCAAGUUGUCAAAAUGUCUACUGCUGUCACUGAUGACUGGCUUUUUUAGGCCUGCGUAUACCUGGGCAAUCCCACCUAUGCAACUGCAAAGGCUAAUAGCUUUGUUUUAAAGACCUGGUAUCCUCCCUUGAAUUGCUUGAUGUUAUGAUACUGGGCCCAGUUUUUUGAAAGCCGAUUAGCGCUAACCCAGGGUUAAAUUUUAAUCUGGGUUUCUAUACUUCUUUGUUUGAUAGCCUUUUUGGAAUCAUUUUCUCAACUCUAUAUGGAGCAUCCAAUCAUCAAAUUGUUGACAAAAAGAAUUCUACUGAAUUUUCCUUAAAAGCUUCCAGAGCUGAAAUCCGAUUUCACACUAACCCUGGGUUAUCUAAACCCAGCUUUGAACAACCCAGCCCUGGGCAUUUAGCCAUCUUGAAACCUGAAUAUUUGUUACAAAUUUUACUUAUCAAGAUCCUGACUUAAUUCUAACAAUUCAAAAUGUUAAGCCUGAACUUUUCCUUUAUCAUUUCUCAGGGUUUUCACAGCUUUGCGGCCAAAAUUUUUGGAAACCUGUCAUCUAAGGUAUACAGUGUGAUGCAAUUUCCACAUGAACUGUUUUAGUUUUAAUGCAUAGGGAAAGUGAAUUCUAACUUAAUACUGGUGACAAAUAGUGCAUGAAAGUCCAUGAUACAAGAAAAUUGUUUAUCUGUUACUUAGAACAUAAGAGUUGUCAUUGUGGUCUUAACCCUUUAACUCCUAAGAUCUGAUUGUCAAUUCUCCCCUCUGGCUGCUACAUGUUUCUUGGUAAAUUGAUUAUGAGAGUUAGGUGUUCAUGCAAGGUAAUAAAUUUUACCUAAUGAGUUUGAUUGUUCUCAUUACCUGUUUGCUGUGUAAUGUAUGGAUACUGUAGAGAGAGGUUACAUGGUAAUCCCUUCUGUCAGCUUAAUUGGAGGGAGAUGCAUUGGCCUGAUAGCUAGGGGCCAGGACUCCAGGUCAAGAGGUCUGGGUUGAAGACCUGGUGGGGGGGAGCGUGUUGCAUUCUUGAGAAAAACUCUUCACUUUCACAGUGCCCCUCUCUAUUCAGGAAUAUAAAUGGGUACUGGGGAACUGUCAGGGAACCCUUCUAGGGAGUAACCUUGCAAUAAACUGGUAUCCCAUCCAGGGGUAGUAGUAAUACUUCUUGUCACCCUAUGUCAUGGAAAUCAGGAUGAGGUCCCCCCCCUCCCCGAAUAGGCCACUUGGCUUGAUUACAGACUUUAUCUUUCAGCCUUUUUGCUUUAUUAUCUUUCAGGUGGCAUCAGAACACUUCUACUUCUGGUUAACUGCCUUAAAGUGUUUUUGUGAGGCAGAGAGUUUGCUUAGUGUCCCGUGUGAUAGUCAGUUAAUGUUAGCUAAACAGAUAUCGGAAGCUUGUGCCAAAUACCAUAAAGGCAUUACGACCCUCAAGGUUUGUGUAAAUGUUAAUGAGCCAAAAAUAAAACUGAAUAACUUUAGAUGGUCUUUUUGUCACUCUAAACCUAAUUUCAAGUACUAGUGUAUUAGGAGUCAAUAUCACCUCUGAAUCACACACGAGAAUGAAGGAAGGGAUCAUCAACUCAAGAUUGAAGCUUGUGAUUGUUAAACAUAUUCUCCUUUUCAGCACCAUUGGAAAUUUAUAGAGAACAGUAUGGAGAAUAUGCAAACUAAUGUUAGGGUGUAAAGGGUUAAAAAAAAACCAUUCCGCUUUGAAUUGGUUGUUUGCUUUGGGGUACUUUUUUCAAUGAUUUUCUAACGAUAUGAUGGUCGCUCUUCGUUUUCACCAGGCUUCUGUGUCUUCCAACAACCAACUGUCAUUCCAAUGUUCAUAUGCCAGUUUGAGGGCAGAAACGUUCCAGGCUCAUAGUCUGCUCCUCGCAUCUUGUGCCACCAUGAAAUCCUGUCCUCCGCCUGCCAUUGCAACGGCUGUUGCCAUGGCGACUGGUCAAGAUGUUCAGCGGUUGAGUCACUUUGCUGCUCAAGUAAGUCUGUCAGGAAAAAGAGAUUUCCUAUCAGAAGGGAGUUUUUUACGUUGCUCGUCUGAAUAAAUGUUAAAGCUGUGAGACAGCUAGUCUUCGUGUUAGGUUUUUUUUCCUUCAAUUCAUUAAAGAUUUUAAUGUGCUCACAGAAUAUUCGAUUUAAGGUAGCACUUACGAAACAGUAUUAUUUUUUCUUAUUCAGAUGACUGAAUGCAGCAAAGUUUUCCGUAAUCUUGGUGAGAGUUAUGGACAGUUAUAUCGCACUUCAUUUAAUGCAGACCCUGUGAGCCUCAAGAACAUCGAGACGUAUCCUUUCACAUGAUUUUUCGUUGCUCAAUUUGAUCACGAUAACGUAACAAAUAAGGUCUUUUCAAACGAGUACCAUUGUUGCCUACAUACAUACAUACAUACAUACAUACAUACAUAAUUUAUUUGAAUAAGGUCAUGAUAAGGGCAGCUUUCGCUGAUGUAGACCUCCUAACUACAUGCUAAAAUAUUUAAAAAAAAGAGAACCUAAUAACAUAAUCUUAAGAACUUUAUAAAGUAUAAAAUAUAGAUCAUCUAAUAAAUUAUUAUUAAUGAAAUAAUCAAAUAUAAAUAUGAAUCUAAUAAAUAAGUAAUUAAUUAAAAAAAUAAUCACUUUCAAUAGUAUAUAAAAUCUUCAGUUUUCCCAUUUAAAUUAUUGCAUUGUCCCUUUAUGUAACUAAUAGUUUCCAUCAAUCUUGAUUUCUUUUUUAGAGCUAAUUUAAAAGAAUUCAUAUUUCGGCAUUUCUUAUUUUCUGUCAAAUAACCACCGUUGCAUCUGGCUUCAUGUUCAUCUUGAACCCUUUCGUCUCUUUUGCCACUGAUCCUCUCCACGUCUGUUUGUGUCGUACACUUUUUCUCUCUCCUGAAUGAAGUCCAUCUCAAGGCAAUUCUAGUCACUGAUGGGAGUCAAAGGGCUAAACGUCUCCCUUGGAGAUCGUGGUCGUGAAAUUUCGAGGAUUUUCCAGAAAUAUCUUGGUUUUUCUAUGAAGUAGCAAUUUGUUUUCAGUAGCAUGUAUUUUCUUUAACACGUAAUUCAGUCUUCAGCAGAGCUGUUUAUUGAUAUCCUACAGUAUUGAUGUACUAAUGAAGACAUCCCAGCCCAGGUACGGUCACUGAUAAUUUUCAGAUUUCAUUACAUCCAAUUUUGAAACCACUGGUGAUGCUUGUAAUCUGAUUGGCUCUCAUUGGUGCGAUUUAUUCACGAACCGAUGACUGUGAAUAUAUGAAAAUCAUAUAUGUGAACUGCGGUUUUUCAGAAAUGAAUAUGAAAGCGAUCUUCGUAGUAAUGAACACUAGUUAAGCAGUAGUGAAAAUAAGGCCUGAAAAAAAUUCAGGAUUGUACAGAUUUGAACCUACGACCUUUGCGAUACCAGUGGAAUGCUCCACCAACUGAGCUAACAAGACAAUUGAGGGCUGGUCAUAAUGUUGGUUCGUAUUAAUGGCUUAAUUUGACUAUUACACAGAAUUAUGUUGAUUUGUUAAUUUUUUAAUGCAAUUUUCCUCCAGUUCUGUGGGUGAACAACGAAAUAGAUCCUCAGCUCUGAGACAAAACGCACUUUCUUUGGCGUGUACAGACAUUUUAGAAACAGUAGAGGUUGGUUUUGUCCCAGAUUUUUCUCUUUUUUAUCUUUACUUUUUGAUGGUGAAUUUCGUUUUAGUGUCAGGAAACCAAAAGUAAUCGCAAUGUCCUGUCAUAACAGAGAAACAAUCUCAAGAAAUCAAGGAGAAGUUGAAAUAAAGACAAGCAAACAACCUGAAGCGCGGGAAGAAGCAACUGAAAAAGUCGCCGUUGGUUUUCAUUUUGCAUCUGAUUGGUCGAAAGUUCGGCGCGAGAUUUCUAAACUAAUCACUGAGCAAAAGCAAAACCGAUGCAAUGUCGAAGAUUAUUUUCCUCACUUCAUUCAAAAUUGCUCAUACAGUUAAAGUGAAUGGUCUGUUUUUAUGAUAAUUAAUUUCAGAACCUUGCAAGUCAACUUGAAGCUCUUCCUCUUUGUCAUUUGGUAAGCCUGUAAAAUAUUGUGUUUGAGUACUUAGUAGACGAAACACGAACAUGCCGGCCGACAUAUUGCUGACCAGACUUCCCUUACAAACAGAGAGAAAUAAACAAAAGGAAAGCGUUCUUCUCUUAGAAGUAAUCACUGUAUUAAAGAAGCUUCAGUUCCAAACACUUUAAAGUGAUUUGUUUCAUGACUGAACAUUUCCAAACUUCGGGCUCAAAAGAUCAUAAUUAUUUGCCCUUACUGCUACAUGUCCCUUUUUCUGGCUAUCCUGAAAAUUUCACAUCAAAGCAGAGUAAUGUUUAACAUAUUAGAUUCUUCAUUAAGAUCACUUGUGUGGUUUACAAUCCACUGACCUUGUUGGAAGCUUACCAGCUUUUUUUUUUCUUUCAGCAAACCGAGUGUCUUAUUCGUGCUUCAAUGACUCUGAUCAAAGUACCUUUCAUAUUUCCAAAGUACUUCUUUUGCAGCCAACAAUCUACGUCCAUCAAGGUAAGUGACCUCUCACUGGUUAUAUUGAGCGCUUUUCAAUUGAAUGUCGUAGAACUAAAACCAAAGUUAUAUCAACAACCAACCAGUAGGAAAGAAAAUAUCUUAGAGCCAACGAGAGCCAAAGCGCGGGAAAACGCACACGACCAGGGCGCGAUUUUUUUCAGUUUUGCAUCUGAUUGGUUGAUAAAGUGGUGCGAGUUUCCUGUACUGAUCUUAGAAUUAAGUUAAGUGAAACCAAAACAGUCAAGAGUUACUUUGGACACUUAAAUGAAAAUUACUCUAAGUAAUGAUUUUUGGUCAGUCAGUGUGUUUCAUUACGGUACACAACCGGAAACUCCUUGACUUUGAACUGUUUUUGUACUUAUUUGACGUGACAAUAGGAUUUGAAAUGUGAACUUGGAGGAGAGCCACCGCGUCUUCCUCUGGUUCAGGGAAAGACGCAGAAUUCACCUUUGACCAAUCAACAAAUCGUGACCCUUUUCAUCCCUUUUUACCAUCAGUAUGCAUAUUUUCCAUACCAUACUCUUCACAUCUCCCAAGGUGCUAACAAGAAGAAUUUGCUUCACAAUCAAGAGCUUCUGUAGUGGGCGGUCAUUUCUUGUAUUUUUUAAAACGAACCUUAACCCUUUAACUCCCAGAGGUGAUUAAAAAGUAACUUCUCCCUACAAUAUCCAUGCAUUUUCCAGCAAACAGGUAAUGAGAAUACUCAAAUGUAUCAGGUAGAAGUUAUCUUGAUCUAACACCAAAUUCUCGUAAGUUAUUUACAAGGAAGUGUGUAACAGCUAGAGGAGAGAAUUAACAAUCGGAUCUUGGGAGUUUAAGGGUUAAUGUUUGAUUAGUAGUGAUUCUGUAAGGAGAAAUUAGAUUCUAUCCACUCUUAGGGGUUAAAAGGUUGACUUAUUUUUGCAGCUGGCGUUAUCUCCCUCGGCCCGGUCCCCUGGAGAGCCUAUCACGGUCAGUUUGGAUACACAGUUUGUUCUCAAGGUGGAAGGAGUAAUCGAUCAUGGACAGCGACCAGGUUUGGAUUAACUUCACAACUAUGAAGAAUUUUUUGGAAUUAAAUGGGAAGUGGAAUUCGAAAGGGUAAAGCUUUGAUACGUCCCUUUUUGCUUUGUGCCCAGGCCUUUUUCGUGAUGUCCAGUCCGUCUGUUUGUCAGUAACUUGGCAGGCUGAGGAGAAGAAGCAGCAAACCCUGGAUGGAAAGGUUCGUCUAUGGUUUAAUUUGGAAUCGUUGGCCGUGAAUUUAUUGCAGCGUACCAGAAAUGAAUGACAGUGCUGUGAAAGGAUAAAAACAAGAGGCUUUUGGAGUUCUAGCUUACGAGCAAGCCCUCAUUGUAGGUUCUCCAGCACGAGUGUUUCUUCACCUGCAUGAAAAUAUAAGGUCUUGAGCAUCGCGAACCGGCGGAAGGUCUGCAAGGUUCUGGCACUGACUAUUAAUGCCAGACCCCCCAGUAAACCUCUCCCCAACUCGUCUCAAAUCUAUCGCUCGUCCCGCAGCGCUUUUAGUGAUGGUCCGUUCGCUGGUUAGUGGAGUUCGCCAAAUUUCCUAAUCAUCCAUCCUUUCAUCUGUUCAUUUUUUUCCUUCUUUCUCAUAAUUGCGGCUUUUUAGCUUCUUGAAGAUGUUCGCUGAAAGGAGUAACACGGAACUGUUCUAAACUGUAGUUCCCUUAAGUUUUUUUUUGUUUAAAUUUGAAUUAAGAAAUUAAUUUGUGAAUCAUCUCUGUUUCAGUCCUCGCGCGAUUGUGUGACUAGUUUAGAACAGUCGGUGGUUCCGCAUCACGACUACUUCAGUGCCCAAUUCUUGCUCUCUCUGAGUACACCCACUGUGUAUCACGUGACAGUGUCUACUAGCGUGAUUGAUAGUUCUGGAAUACCGUGGAAUACAGGCCCUCAGAGCUCAUUGCAGAUUAAAGCUUCAGAUAAUACAGCCAGAAAACAAAGAACUUCAAGAUCUUAGUGACCAUGGAACGACUAUCAGCGAUAAUGAAAUAUAGAAGUAUUUCAUGUAAAUGUGAAAUGAGAUAUGUUUUGUAGUCAAGAACUUCUUAGGGAAAUAAAUACAGUAUAUAAACAAC